Molecule: messenger RNA, 668 nt
Organism: Cantharellus anzutake
Lineage: Eukaryota; Fungi; Basidiomycota; Agaricomycetes; Cantharellales; Hydnaceae
Exons: 1
Coding region: 314-565 (83 amino acids)
Source: RefSeq, a predicted model, not a curated record
CAUCGUUAAUCGCUCUCGUCAUUACCAUGGACCAAUCUAACCAGCGUUACGAAUGAGAACCCAACCUGUGCUAGACUAGCGCCUUCGUCAUCUUACUCAUCUAUCACACGCUCUUAUCCAUUCUCGUCUAUCUCAUCCGACUUGUUGGGGGGACCGCUGAUCUAGCCCCACCCAAUUUCAUUUCCGGUCACACACCAUAACACACGGCGCUUCCCCACGUCAACAUCACCCACGCAAUGCAACGCAGCACGAUUUUUUGUACCAUAUCAUUCCAACUCCCCCACCGCUAGCCAGUCAGUCACAAUGCUUGCCCAUGCAUAACAGAUUGAGAACUCAUUUCAUCUUGCAAACAUCAAUUUCUUUUUUUCCUAUUCCCACAAGACAAUCAAUUUCUCAUAUUGCUCUUUCCCUCACUCUCACACACACUCUCUUCUCUCUAUCACUGUUUGGUAGUUCCCCUUCCUCUGCUGCUUGCUGCCUCUGGUUUCUUUUUCUCUUUUUCAGUUUUUCUUUACUCUUUUUUUUUGUCCAUUCCGGUAUAUCGCUGUCCUGGUUUCUCAUAUAAUUACAUAUUGGACUCCGUUGUUGAGUUUAGAGCACAUACGUCACACGCGUCAGAAUCGGACUAUCGAAGUGGAUGCCGCACAAGCACCGCGAUUCGGUAUUUG